Drosophila busckii is the source of this 2832-nucleotide messenger RNA. RefSeq names its product cell wall protein DAN4 (gene Rassf). The transcript has 9 exons. Gene Ontology annotation, biological process: signal transduction. The record is from RefSeq and is a predicted model, not a curated record. Lineage: Eukaryota; Metazoa; Arthropoda; Insecta; Diptera; Drosophilidae. Bases 287 to 2761 code for a protein of 824 amino acids.
ACAGACGUCUUAUAAUCAAUUGUUGUGCAUCUUGUGCUUUUUUCAAUGGUGCAACUAUGAAAACAAAACGCUGAAACGCCGCCGUUGCUGUCGUUUGUCUUGUGCUCUUUAUUUGUUUACCCUUUGUCUUGUGUUCUUGUGUCUAUUUGUGUUUGUGUGUUCCUAUUGUCCGUUCUCCAUUCAACCUGUAUAUCAAUCUAUCUGACGUCACAAACACGCACAUACACGCCCCGGCAAGGAAACGUUGACCUGACAUAGCCACAAUUUCGAACGCAGUCCCAGCGGAAUGUGGAAGUGCCACAAGUGCGGCAAACCCGUUUACUUUGCGGAGCGUAAACAAUCUCUGGGCUACGAUUGGCAUCCGGAAUGUUUGCGCUGUGAAGAGUGCGGCAAACGUCUCAAUCCCGGCCAGCAUGCAGAGCAUAAAGGAGUGCCUUAUUGUCAUGUGCCCUGCUAUGGCGCGCUUUUCGGACCACAGCUUUUUGGUCAUGGAACGCGCGUUGAGUCACACAAAAGCUAUGGCGCUAAAGGCACCCAAAGACCAGCCGUUGUUCCAGCUAAUGUACCGACCCUGCCACGCGAUCAUUUCGAAUCGAAGCUAAAGGUUUACAAUCAAUAUUAUGACAAUAAAAGUCUGGAAAUACGCAGUCGCGAGGUCAAUAACCGCUUGAUAUUGGAGGGUCCGCUGCGUGUGUUCUGGGGCGUGCAAGGAGUUAUACAUCUGAAAGAGGACGACGAUCAACGCACGUUUGUGGUGCGCAAACGCAACUCUUGUCGCGCCUCCAAAGCGGAUGAUAGCUGCUCUGACAAGGAGAAUGAGGCCAGCGAAUCGGUUGCACCACCUACAACCACUGCGAGUGAGGUUGAUCCGCUAUCCACGGAUAUUUCGCUAUCGGAAAGCAUGACCUUUGAUUCGUGUAGCCUGAAUGAAGUAUCCGAGCUGCCCACUACGCCAGAAGAUGCGUCAGCGAAUACCACACCCGGCAGUGGUGCGGUGCCCAAUGGCAAUUCGAAUGGGGCACAUCAUGAUGAGGACACAACCACCACGGACUCCUCAGGCACGCUUAUUGGCAGCAGUGCUGAGGCAGCGACUGCUAGCACUAGCUGCGUAUCCAGCACGCUGCCUUCGAAGCUAAACAAUCUUGAAAAACUAGAAUGGGAUGACAUUGAUGAUCUGCUGCAAGUGGAACGACGCCACAGCGAAAAAGAUAAGAACUAUGAAACUAUGCCCGUUAAGCUGCCUUCUUCUUCCUCCCAAUCAUCCAGUGAGAGCUCACCCAGCAAAACAACUAGCACUGACAGCAGCUCCAGCAUUACGCAAAACAAUCUCAUCAAUUCAGCAUCUUCGCCCACAACCACAAGCAGUGGCUCGGACAACUUUAUGACAGCUACGGCCUCGCUAACAACCAAUACCAAUACACAAAAUACCAGCACUGUUAGCACCACCAAUACCACACUGAAUGACUACAAGAGCUUGGACGAUGCAACACUCAAGCCCAUGGAUUAUGAGGACUUUAAGCGCAGCGUGCAUCAAGAUUAUGUAAAUGGCGCUAAUUCAUUUCAGGAACCAAACGAUGGCACAUUAAAGCGAAAUCAGCCCAUUGAUCCCUCGCGCAUACACGACUCGCUGAAGCUCUAUGGCGAAAACUCGGUCAUGAGCAAAAGCUUUAACUGCGAGCAUGCGCUGCGUUCCAUUGAUCCCACGCUAAUAAACGAUACAAUGCAUUUACGCAGCUCCGACUCGCCGCGCUCUUCGCAGCGACAGUAUGCGCUGCAGAAGAGUGGAUCUGCCUUUGCUUCGACAGCGCCCAGCAAGGAGCAACGAAAGCCACAUCAGCCGGGUCGCCAGCUGUUUGAGAAGGGCAUCAAUCGCUCCAAGUCUGGCCCCAGCUGUUUUGUCUACUCGGACUCGGAUGAUGAUGACAACGAUGCGACGCUGCGUCCGCAACGCUUGGCAACCGUUAGACGCAGCGAUGUGCCUCAACGUUAUAUACAAAUCCAAAUGAAUUGCUAUCCCAAAGAAGCAGCAGCUGCAGCCAAUGAGCAUGAGAACUCCAGCCGUGCUGAUGCCUCAUCGGUAUUGAGUGGUGCUGUAGCUGGUGAUGAGCUUACACAGACGGAGGAGCUCUAUACAGCUACUGAGGGCAAGAGUGCUGCAAGAUCAAAUGCCGACGAGGCAGGUUUGCAUGUUAAUGAGGAUGGUGUUGUCUUGCGCAGACCGCCACGCACUGGUGCUGCAGCAAUUAAGCGGCGCAGCGGCAAUCGGCGCUCACGCACCAAAUUGAAGCGUCGCUGCUCUAUCAAUGGUCACUAUUAUAACCGUGAAACUUCGUUCUUUACACCGCCCUAUGGCUCGCAGAUGUCUGUCUGGGUAACAUCGCUGGUGACCACACAAGAGGUCAUUAAUUUGGUGCUCGAAAAGUAUAAGGUGGAAAGCGCUCCAGAGAAUUUCUCGUUGUUUAUUGUACGCGACAAUGGCGAGCAGAAACGUCUAAAGGAUAAUGAAUUUCCCUUGGUAACGCGCAUCACUCUAGGACCUCAUGAGGAUGUGGCACGUCUGUUUAUGGUCGACUCGCGCAAAACUGAUGAAAUCAGUAACGAGGUUGCUCAAUUUUUGAAUUUAUCGCUGCCUGAGUGUCGUGCUAUACUGGAUCGCUACGAUCAGGAAAUGGCACGCGAAGUGCUUAAGGUUAAGGAAAGAUAUGCGGAACUGCGUCGUCGCAUUGUGGGACGCAUGGAAUCUCUGAAAGUGCAUCUGUAAAUGCAAAUGCGAAUCUCCAACAUUUUUUUAUUUUCAAUUUAAACGCCAUAACAAUGAAGCGGCCAAAAAGC